This is a messenger RNA of Schistocerca cancellata (South American locust), 2203 nucleotides long. RefSeq lists its product as uncharacterized. The record is from RefSeq and is a predicted model, not a curated record. Bases 535 to 1332 code for a protein of 265 amino acids. The transcript has 2 exons. NCBI's taxonomy places the organism in Eukaryota, Metazoa, Arthropoda, Insecta, Orthoptera, Acrididae. Gene Ontology annotation, cellular component: nucleus. Gene Ontology annotation, molecular function: DNA binding.
UGUACACUGGAGUAGUACAAUUGUUACAGUUACUUUCUGGCCCAAGUAGCUGGAGUUGGCAGUCAUGUAUGCAUAAGGUAUCAAGAUGAGCUGGUAUGUGAGGAAGACUGACAGGCAGAGGUGGUCCAAAGAGAGGAUGGCCAAUGCUAUACAGGCUGUUUUAAAGGGUGAGUUGGGGUAUAGAAAAGCGUGUAAGGUCUGCAAUGUUCCUCAAAACCCUCGAGAGGAAGGUAAAACAAGCUAGGGAACAAAACAUAUCGUCAGAAAAAGCUGCUGAAAAAAAUCUUGGAAGAUACCAAACUGCAUUUUCUAAAGAUCAAGAAAACAAGCUAAUGCAACAUGUACUCACCCUGGAGCAAAGACUUUUUGGUCUCACACUAACUGAUUUAAGAAAACUAGCAUUUGAACUAGCUGAAGCAAACAAUGUUAAUCAUCCUUUUAAAUUAAGAAAAGCAGCCUGCAGGGAAAGAUUGGUUAUAUGCUUUUCUGCAAAGGCAUCCAAACCUUGAUCUACGUAAUCCAGAGCCCAUAUCUAUGGCAAGAGCCAAGGGAUUUAACCGAGAUGCAGUUGAUAAAUUCUUCGAUUUACUGGAGUCUGUAUUUAAGGAACACAAGUUCUCUCCAGAUCAGAUCUAUAAUGUCAAUGAGACAGGAAUCAUGACUGUGCCAAACAAGCCGUCUAAAGUACUUGCCCUUCGUGGUCAGAAGCAAGUCGAUGUGUUUUCUUCAGCUGACAGAGGUAUACUAGUAACUACUGAGACUUGCAUAAAUGCGGCAGGCAACUUCAUGCCUGUCAUGUUUGUUUUUCCUAGGAAGAGGGAGAACUCUUUGUUAAUGGAUGAUGCUCCUGGUUCUUUUGCUGUAUACCAUGAGAGUGGGUGGAUUAAUAAAGAUUCCUUUUUAAUAUGGUUCAAAAAGUUUGUCGAGUUCUCAAAUCCAAUGCGUGAAAAGCCUGUGCUGUUGAUUAUUGAUGGACACAACUCGCAUGUGAAGAGCCUAGAAAUGAUGAUUAACCUAGCACAAGAGAAACACGUCAUUUUACUUUGCUUUCCUCCCCGCACCACACACAGGUUGCAGCCAAUCGACGUGACAUUUAUGGACCCUCUGAGUGCCUUCUAUGAGCAAGAAGUCAGGAAGUGGCUAGUGAACCAUCCUGGCCAUGUUGUGACAAUAUAUCAAGUCGGAAAACUGUUCAAUGCUGCUUUCAGUAGAGCUGCUUGUGUAGAAACUGCAUUGAAAGGGUUUAAAAAAAGUCAGGAAUGUGCCCAUUUAACAGGAAUAUUUUCCCAGACCAUCUUUUUGCACCAUCUGAGACCACAGAGAGGCCUUUAGAAAUGUCACAUGAAACUCCUCUCCGUAUGGCAAUGUCCAGUUCAACUUCUGAUGUCAUAUCAUCUAUGGGCACUCGACCAGGACUAUCUACAACUUCACUAGUUUUUUCGCCAAAUGCUGGGCAUUCACCGUCUACACCUAGGCAUACAACGGUUUCUUUGCUAACAGCUGAUUCAACAUUGGUAUCCCCAACAAUGGCGAGGUCUUCAACUUCAAUUUCAGUUUCUUCCAAGUGUGUGCCUAGGCCUACGUCAACAACCACUGACACUGAACCAUCAACAUGUGGAUAUCAGUCUGUUCUGAAUUCCUCUUUCAAUGUUUCUCCUAAAAUGCUCAUGCCUACACCUCAAGAAUCUGAAUGAAAGAAGAAGAAGGCUGAUGAUGACAAAAGAAGAGGAAAAACAACUAUUGUAACUUCUUCGCCAUAUAAAAUUGAAUUAGAGGCUAAAAUCAAAGAGAGAGAAGAAAAGAAGAAUAAAGAAAGGAAGAUGUUAUUUGGUCCAGAAGACAAAUCACAAAAUGAAACAAAAGUAAGAACAACAGUAUCAAAGAAAAAAAAAUACUAAGCCCACAAUUAAUGAAAAAGCAAAACCUUCUAAAGGAAAGAAGAGAAAAUUAGAAGAAGAAAUAACGUCAUCAUCGGAUGAUGAUGAAAGUGAUGCUGCAUGUAUUUUCUGCAAUGAACUUUACAUACAUUCCAAAGGGAAGGAAGGGUGGCUCCAGUGUUCCGGAUGUAGUGGCUGGGCUCAUGAAGCGUGCUCAAAUGUAGGCGAAGAAGAUGAAACCUUUGUGUGUGACUUAUUGUGGACUUGGUAAUGCUUCAUAAAAACAUAUUCUACUUUUUUCUUUUUCAAAUGGGCCAUUCAAGGCC